Molecule: messenger RNA, 684 nt
Organism: Glarea lozoyensis ATCC 20868
Lineage: Eukaryota; Fungi; Ascomycota; Leotiomycetes; Helotiales; Helotiaceae
Product: UBC-like protein
Exons: 3
Coding region: 1-684 (227 amino acids)
Biological process (GO): proteasome-mediated ubiquitin-dependent protein catabolic process; protein polyubiquitination
Molecular function (GO): ubiquitin conjugating enzyme activity
Source: RefSeq, a predicted model, not a curated record
AUGUCGACAGCGUCAAAACAGAGGUUGAUGGCGGAAUACAAGACUCUGGACAAGGAGAAGUGGCUCAACAUUGAGCUGAGUGAUGGUGGAAUAUUCAAAUGGGUGAUUGGCAUCAUGGUGAUCAACCCAGAGAGUGCUUUUGACGGCGGGUACUUCCAGACCGAGAUGACCUUCACCGACAAAUAUCCAUACUCACCUCCCACUUUCAAAUUCCUCCGACCGAUAUACCACCCGAAUAUAUACCCUGAUGGGAGGGUCUGCAUAUCGAUCUUGCAUCCGCCUGGGGAGGAUGAACAGUCUGGGGAGUUGGCAAGCGAACGUUGGUCUCCGCUACAAGGCGUUGAGUCUGUGUUACGUUCAGUAUUGCUCCUACUCGAUGACCCAGAGAUUGCUUCACCCGCCAACGUGGACGCUGGUGUGAUGUACCGAGAUAAUCGAGCAUUGUAUAAUUCAAAGGCGCAGGAUGCAGUAAAGGCAUCGAAGAAGGACAUUCCGGCAGGCUUCGUAAUGCCCACGACCUUAGAGUCUGCUCCCCCAGAGAAAAUUACAGAGGACGACAAUUUCUGGAACGAGAGCGGGGGAGAGGAGGACGAUUUUGGAGCCAGUGACAGUUCUGGAGAUGACUUUGGAAUGGACGACGACGAGGAAGAGGAGGGUGAGGAUGAGGAAGAAGAUGAGGCGUAG